CUAUACCUUCCACUUCUUGCAAAUUUGCCCUGAAUCGCGUCUUUCGUUAUCUUGACAACCACUUUUCAACCCACCUUGGACUUGGAAUGGUAACUUGAAGGGGCACAUCAUCUAUUCGCUCAUUGAGCAUCCUUCUCACUUACUUUAUCCGCCUGUGAAUGUCCACCUAGGACUGCAUACUACUUGCCCACUUGCCCACCAUGCCACAGUGGGACAAGUCCCGCGAUUAUUACGCGGAUCUAGAGCUUUCUUCGAAUGCUUCUACUGAAGAGGUCAAGAAGCAGUUCAAGAAACUAGCUCUGAAGUAUCACCCGGAUCGUAACCCAGGCAGAGAGGCCGAGGUUAACCCCAAAUUCCAAACUAUCCAAUCCGCUCACGAGAUCCUAUCCGACGAAAGAUUAAGGCGCCAAUAUGACGAAGCACGUCGAUCUCAUUUGUCGCGCUAUCCCAAGGCAUCCGGUGUACGAGGUAACCCGUGGCAGGAUAUUGGCAAACAAUACCAGCCCCCUCCCACUCGACAUCAGACGCAAUCAUCGUCGCAGUUCGGCAGAGCCCCGACCUCUGGAGCCCAGCGUUAUACUAGCUUCACGAGCAAUAUGCCCCGGACAGGUAAAUCUACGCCUCGGGAGGAUCCUCAGACUCGCAAGAAUUUCGCAGAUGCAUGGGACAAUAUGAGACCAAGAAAAGCACCUCCCGCAACUCCCGGUCGGGCACCCACGUCGGCGGCACGAGACGCAAACACGCCCAAUUCGGAGUACGUUCCUAAGAGUGCUUACCAGCAACAAAAGGCACAGGCUUCUUUCGGUAACAGCAGUCGACGAGCAGGCUUCACUCCCCGCUCCCCAGGGGUAGCUGACGAACCUCCGGUCACUAACAAGAAUUAUUUCACCACUCGCACGCACUCGACCCUCUUCAAUGAAGUCGAUCCCGACGUCCCGCUUUCCAGUGCUCGCCCAUCCGCUUCUGCGGCAUCUACUGCGACGGAUCCGUUUGCUCAGUUCAAGGGUAAAGUUUGGGAUGAACGUCAAAGCACUCCGUACCAAACUCCCGGUGGUGAAAAGACGAACCUCUUCGAUGAUGUGCUAGGAAUUGGCCGCACUACUAGCACACGAGCGCCCCGGAGGCCAGAGAUGCCUGGAUCGUUCCCGCAGCCACGACCUCGAAGUUCUAGUACUCCUAAGAGUUCAAGCAACGAUGCAGCCUUUGAAGACUCGGUGAAAGGUGCUACGGGCCCUACAGGGCCUAAGUUGCCGACUCGAGAUAUGCCAAAUGGUAGUAGCACCCCCCAGCCAGGACCCAGUGAUCGUUACAAGCCGAAUGCUGGACAGAACAAUGCAGUUCCGCAAUCUCCUUUUGGGAGCUAUCCUGCCACGCCAACACCCGUAAACGGUACCAAAUUGGGUGGAAAUUCAACGCAAGCUGGCAAUGGACCUUCAGUGUAUGCUCCAUCAUUUACUCACCUCCCAGAACUAUCCAAUCCCCAAUUCCAGACUUUUAAUCCCUGGACUGGUGAAACCCGGGACUCCAAAAGAACUGAACAGUCCGCUGCGAAGUUCGAAGCCAUGCUCCGCAAACUGCGACAUCCUUCAAGUGGGGAUGAGCCCGCGCGCAACGCAGCGCGCCCUUCGCUGUUUCGCAUCGAGGAGAUACAGAAACGUGAUGUUGCUUGUCUUGUCAACAACCGAGCAACGUCGAAUAAACGUGUUAACAGUACUUCCUCCAAGUCGAGCAGCGGAAUUUCAGGGGUUCCUAUUGCAGAUAAGAGACCUAAAAUUAGUACUGACUCUUCAUGCUCUAGCUUUAAUUUCUCGGCCGCAAGCGACGAAACUUUCAAGGGGACCGGUAAAGAACGUCUUGCUAAACCUAGUACUGAUAGUAUCAACACUAAGUUUGUUGAAGAUUGGGACGAACUUCCUGAAGACUUGAAGUUUAGCGCAGGUACUGCUUCCACGAAUGGCCCGCAAACCCCCACGAAGGGACGACCCCAGUCUCGUAGUCGAAGUCGUCGCCAGACGCCUAAGACUAGGCCAACGGAGACGGAGCGUAUGCCUCCAAUGCCCGAGGGUCCAGGAAACACCGCCGGAAACGGGUUUUCAGCGGGAGAGUGGAGUGAUAAGAUUGGUUCUCAACAUUUUGUGCCUCAGUCUUCGCGCAGCGUUUCGUCUUCGCCGACUCGUCGAACCAACCCUAAGAAGGGUAAGCCUGUCAAGAUGACAGCAGGCACAGCUGGGCUGGUGGACGAGGAUGAGAGUGACGGAUACCAUGACGCCCAGUCAACCUCGUCUGGUUCCGCACAAGCAAACGCGGAUACUGCGACCGCGAUGGACAUUGAUUCACCUCCGCCGGAGAAGGUGGAUGAGACUCCGAGAGCACCCCAAACCAAUGGCGCCCGCAAGAUUCCCGUCGAGCCCCAUAGAGAGGAAUGGAGAGCGGGCGAUGUUAAUGGUGUGCGCACGAAAUCUACUAGUCCAACGCGAGAUGGAAUUCCCGCCAAGCGACCCUUCGCUCAGACUUCUGCGCCUCAGUCGGCGUCCAUUCCUGUGCCAAACCCUUACGCCGCGCAGCACGGUGGCUCGGAAGAUACUGAUGAGUUUCGUACCACGUUUGCCGACUUCACAAAGGUGGAACCUUUCGCUGCCCCAUCUGCUACCGGUCUCAAAGACUUGAGCGACUUGAAGUCUACACUGCCUUUUGAGAGCAAGCCGUCCGAGCAGAUCCCCAUAGAGAAGGAGCAACCUCCCAAGCGUUUGUCGCUAGAAUUUCCCUCUCCUCCUGUUGCUCCGCGUCUUCCUCCAACCGUGGUCGUACCUGGAGUCCAGCCGAACAAAGUUCUGUUCCGCAAAUACGCUCAAGACUUCUACCAGUACAUGGACAAGUGGGAGGUCUUCAGCACCAGGAUCAUGGCGCACUUCACAACUCGCCAGGACCUCUACAGGAACCGUCGUCAACACCAAGGAUUGUCAUGGUUAGAGACGCCUUUGGGGACUCAAGAGUAUUUGACAGAACUUGAGCAAGACCAGGCGGUUCGCCUGCAGUGGACCAACGCCUGUGCAGACCAUCAAACUAAGAUUCGCGAGUUUAUGACGUUCAGAGAUCAGGUAAAAUAGUAUAGACGGGUCAAUGAACGUCAGAAUGCCAACCUUCGCAACUCCAAGAGAAGCGGUGCGAAGCCCAAGGUGGAAAUCAUGGGCAGCAGGCUGCGGACUUCUUCAGAUUUCGGCGGAGUCCCUCUUGGCAACGACAGACCUGGUGGUGCGCCUCUUUGAUCACACCCAAUUGGAUCGUGCCCUUAUUGCGAAUCUUCGAUAAUUUCG
Messenger RNA from Annulohypoxylon truncatum, 3314 nucleotides. RefSeq lists its product as uncharacterized. The record is from RefSeq and is a predicted model, not a curated record. The transcript has 3 exons. Bases 201 to 3107 code for a protein of 968 amino acids. Lineage: Eukaryota; Fungi; Ascomycota; Sordariomycetes; Xylariales; Hypoxylaceae.